Messenger RNA from Conger conger (European conger), 5378 nucleotides. RefSeq names its product disintegrin and metalloproteinase domain-containing protein 33-like. Gene Ontology annotation, biological process: proteolysis. The coding region runs from base 67 to 2943 and encodes 958 amino acids. The record is from RefSeq and is a predicted model, not a curated record. NCBI's taxonomy places the organism in Eukaryota, Metazoa, Chordata, Actinopteri, Anguilliformes, Congridae. The transcript is spliced from 24 exons. Gene Ontology annotation, molecular function: metalloendopeptidase activity.
GGAAGGACACAGUGCGCCCAACGAGGGGGAGAGAGGAGACGCCAAGCGGUACUUAGAGGACUAGUGAUGUACACCAAACAUAGGCAGAAAAAGAUUUUCAUUAUAUCGACGGAAUGUGGACGUUCGAUAUUAUUCGUAUUUCUGCUUCUACUGAAUACCAUACUGGAAAAUGUGAGCGGAGAAAGCAGAGGACAAGCAGGGGAGCUCCGGGGACAGACCGUGGUGCCGCACUGGCUCUCCCGGACGCGGACCAGGUGGGAGGCCGGGAUCCCACUGCAGGCGCCGUUUCCUGACAGAGGGGAGAUCGCGCUGACAGCAGAGGGCAAGGGGCUGCUGCUGCAGUUGGAGCGAAAUCAUCAGCUCCUGGGGCGGGACUUCACAGAGACGCACUACGCUUCAGACGGCACGCCUGUGAUCCUCACUCCCAAUUACACCGAUCACUGUUACUACCACGGGCAUGUUAGCGGACACACAGACUCCUGGGUAGCCCUCAGCACGUGCUCCGGAAUAAGGGGUCUGAUCGUCGUGAACGCAAACAGCAGCUACUACAUUGAACCAGUCGGAGGGCUCAACGCUCCUCAACACAGACUCUACCGCACGGAGCAUGUGCCAGUCAGACGGGGCACAUGUGGACACGGCCACCAGAUGGGACCCCUGGACCCUGUCUCCAGUCUCCUUAAACCUUUGCAUCAAAGGGUGAGACGGGACACCUGGGGCACCACCAAGUACAUGGAGCUGUACAUCGUAGCCGACAGCACACUGUACAAAAGGCAAAAUAGGGACAUCAACAAAACCAAGCAGAGGAUCAUGGAGAUAGCCAAUUACGUUGAUAAGUUCUACAGGGCACUGAACAUCCGAGUUCCGCUGAUUGGACUAGAGGUGUGGACCGACCGCGAUCAGUGCAUCGUGAGCGAGGAGCCCAACGCUACUCUCUGGUCCUUCCUGCAGUGGAGGCAGAAGCUCAAGUCCCGCAAGAAGCACGACAAUGCCCAGCUCCUCACGGGGGUGAUUUUCAAAGGGACCACCAUCGGUAUGGCGCCCCUGGAAGGCAUGUGCAGUCACGAGAACUCGGGCGGCAUCAACGUGGACCACUCGGACUUGCCCAUCGGGGCGGCGGCUACCAUGGCCCACGAGAUCGGCCACAACUUCGGCAUGAGCCACGACAACGAGGGCUGCUGCAUGGAGGCUACGCCCGAGCAGGGAGGCUGCGUCAUGGCUGCUGCGACGGGGCACCCUUUCCCCCGCGUCUUCAGCCGCUGCAGUAAGAGGGACUUGGACAACUACUUCCAGAAGGGAGGGGGCAUGUGCCUCUUUAACAUGCCCAACAUGACGGACCUGGUGGGGGGCAAGAGGUGCGGAAACGGCUUUGUGGAGAAGGGCGAGGAGUGCGACUGUGGGGAGCCUGAGGAGUGUGAGAAUUCCUGCUGUAAUGCCAAUAACUGCACCCUGAAGGCGGGCGCUCAGUGUGCCCACGGCGUCUGCUGUACGGACUGCAAGCUGAAGCAGGCGGGCACCAUGUGCCGAGGCCCUGCGGGGGCAUGCGACCUGCCCGAAUACUGCACUGGCGCCUCUCCCUACUGCCCCUCCAACGUCUACCUGCUGGACGGCUCCACCUGCCAGUAUGGCCGCGCCUACUGCUACAACGGCAUGUGCCUGACGCACGAACAGCAGUGCCUACAGCUCUGGGGCCACGGGGCCCGUCCCGCUCACGAUGCCUGCUUCCAGGAUGUUAAUGCUGCAGGAAACGCCUUCGGGAACUGUGGCAAGGACGGCCAAGGGAACUACAUGAAGUGUCAGAAGAGCGAUGCCAAGUGCGGCAAGAUCCAGUGCCACAGUGCCGCCAAGAAGCCCAAGGGUACCAAUGCGGUGUCCAUCGACACCACCAUCCACACCAACGGCAUGGAGAUCAAGUGCCGCGGCACCUAUGUCUACGCCACCCAGGACGGGCAGGGUGACCUUCCUGACCCUGGCCUGGUUAUGACCGGUACCAAGUGCGGCGAGGGCAAGGUGUGCCGGGACCGCCGCUGCCAGAACGCCUCGUUCGCGGAGCUGGAGCAGUGCAUCGCUCGUUGCCACGGACACGGGGUGUGCAACAGCAACAAGAACUGCCACUGCAGCCGCGGCUGGGCCCCGCCCUUCUGCGAGAAGCCAGGCCUCGGGGGCAGCGUGGACAGCGGGCCCGUCCAGUAUGACAGUCAACUGGGCAUGGUGGUAGGGCUGCUAUUUGCCUUCCUGGUCCUACUGCCCGCUGUGCUCAUAGCUUUCUACUGCUACAAGACUAAGACCUCCAUGUUCCACAAAUGGCUGGCCCAGAGGGAGAAGAACAGGGGAAACAGGAAAGACGCGUCUGAGCAGAAGGUAAAGAACGGACACCUGAACCCGGCGUUCCACUUGAAGGUAGUCGGGUCGUCCGGAAAAAACAGCAUCAACAACAAGAAGCUGCCUCACACCAGCAAGGAGGUCCUGCCACUCAGACCCGCCCCCGCCAGCACUCAGCCAAUCAACAUUGUCCGCCCGCUGCGUCCCGCCCCCGCUCCUUCCCCCUCCCCCCACUCCCAGCGUGACCUCAGAGUUCCCCGCCCGCCCCUGCCCAUGGGCAAACCACCGGCUGCUCCCCCAAAAUCCCCGGCUCACCCGCACAAACUCAACCCACCCAAGAAGCCCCUACCGGUCAGCCCAGCGCGAGCACCAUUGCUGGUGUCGGAGUCCCAGCCCAGGCACUCGCCGUCCCCCCCCCAGAGGCCCCUCCCCAUGAGCCCAGCCCGGGGGGGUCUGCCCAAACCCUCGGGUGGCCUGCUGGUGAUGAUGCCUCCUGCUGUGGGACCCAAACCGGUGGUCAAGGUGUCGGCCAUCUCCCCUCUCAGAGUGCUCAGACCCGGCCCACCAAAUAAGCCUGUCCCGGGAGUGAAACCAAACGCAGCCUCAUCUCCUUUCCGAAAAUGACCCUCGUAGGAGAGGGGUGGAGAGGAAAGGACUAUUUGCACUAUAAAGCCCAUGUUGGAGAGCCGGUAGAAAGCGAGGCUGUCCACCAGAGGGCCCCAUCGAGACAGGGGUGGCCGAGAGGCAGGCCUCUACUUCUCUGGCACCUGUCUUUGCAAGGCAACCCAUGUUAUAUUCUGAGCCGGCCACGCCCGGCUCAUAAGAAGACAUGGAUCUGCAUUGGCUGCAGAUCAAAGGGGCGGAGCUCAGGCAGGCUGUCGUCACGCGGGGAUCCUACUUUGCUCGAUGGGCCCAACACGCCAUAUGUAUAACCACAGCAUUUUUUCAAACUUAUAACUGUUGUCCGAUUGUUUGUUUUUCAGCUGUAUGUGUAAUGUGCCAAAGAGUUCAGCGCCUGUUUGUUUGUUUUGCGCUUUUCAUUGCUGUAUGAAUUUGGGGGGAAGAAUAUUCCAGAAUCUUACUUUCAUAUUUUAUAAAUAUUUCAGGUGACGGCCUCUUUUCCACACCCUUAAAGAAAGCAUCAAACAGGCUCCAUGUCACCUGACAUUCUGUUCUUACAGUGUCUCUGUCUAGCUCAGGAUGCUGAUUUGUAUUACAAGGACACGUAAAUUUAGGAGAGUCACAGCCAGUUUUCUCCACGUUAAAACAUCCGUACAACCGGGAGGCUUCAUCUGAAAAUGUUUGCAGAGCAACUGGCGUCAACGUUUCCUUCAAAGCUAGCACGUAAAUUCUGGAAAAGUAGCGAUCUUAUUCAUACGUGCUGGUAACGGAUCUCUACCUCAGUCUACCACAUUAACAUGUGGUUUUAGCCCCGGCAGUGAAGAUGAGCGCAGUCAGCGAAAAUGUCGUAAAACUCAUUCCAGACGUACGGUAAUCUCAUUAAACGUGUCCUGUUCGUUUACCCCUCUGUGAUUUAUAACCGAUCGGAUCGGACCAAAAAAACGCUCUUCGCCUGAUAGCGCGGCCGUGACGAUCGUAUUUGGUAGUCUGCUCUACAGGCAGCUCCCUUCAAAAAAUGAAGGAAAAAAACACGCCAAACGCCACAAAAAACGACAGCUGUCGCCCAUCGGUGAGAUAAGAAGUUUGAAGUUUGCCUUUUUCAAACAUGGCUUUCUGCAGUUACGAUCAUGGUUUGAGGGAACUGCUGGAGUUCAAUUUAUUCGUUCCCACACAAUCUCUCCUCCCGCUGAGUUGAGAUGAAUUGGAGUCAUUUAAUCUGGCUACAUAGUUUUUAUUGCCAUACGUAGAUAUGCAUUAUCACAGAUCCUGUCUAUGGCAAAACCUUUAAUUCCCCCGCCCCCCCUUGCUUUUUGGCUUAGGAAAAGAGGCAGUAUUAGGGUACUUCAGCAUUUUUUUAAGAUUACUUUAUUUAUUUUUUUACUUUUAUAACAUUAACACCCCACCGCAGUGUGUACAUCCCUUUCCAAGUGCGGUACACUUUUCUUUUUUUCUGACAUGUCGAACCAGCAACAAAGGGUCCUGAUGAAAAGGAAAGGAUCAAUUGGGUGGAAUCUGCUUUGAGCCUGAAGUGAGAAUGUUCAAGAAUUACUGCUUCAGCACAGACAGAAAGAUUCAUUACCCACACACAUCACGCUGAAACAGAACAAGACAAUAAUGACCUCUAAUGGACAUCAGCCGUAAUUAUAAAGGUAUACAUACAAAAAACUAAAAUAAGUAAAUCUCAACAAGUAUUUUAGUCUUAAAUUUAGACUUUUUUUGUUUACUUUUUUGCUAAAUAACACAAAAAUAUUUUCAAGUCAGUUUGACUAAUUUCAAGACAAGACAAGAAAAAUUCACAUGUCAAACAAAUAGUAACUUAAAACAAGAUAAUAUUUUCUUACUUGAGAGACAAUAAAUAAGAUCCUGAGUCUUAAUUCAAGGCUAAAAUGCUUGUUAAGACGGUCAUUUUCUGCCAUGUACAUUUUCGAUCUGAUCUGCCGUUUUUUAGCUGCCUUUUAUUUCAUCGUUUCAGUGUGUUUCAAAAUGGCAUUUCCACAAAUCAUCUGGGUGAUCUGCUAUAAGAAAAUUAUUUGUUGUGAAAGCCUUAUUUAGGAGGCCAUGCUAAGCCAUUUUGGUUUGAGAUUUUUUAAAUGUUCUGCGUGCUCUGGCCUCGGCCUUCAUGUUUUUUUUUUUUUUAACUGGAGUGUAUCUGUAUAAUUGUAAAUGAAAAUGUUUUUUAUUGUUUUUUAAAUAUCAGCGCAGUUAAACACACAUCAAUUUCUUGGUUGGCUGGCUUACUAAUAAUUAUGUCUUUUGAAAGAAAUGCGUUCACUUUGUGGAAAGUUAACUUAAUUCCCCAUGUGAAUUUCACAGUGACAAAACAAGACAGUUUAGGAAAUUUUUAUGUGUAGAGUAUGUCACUUGUUUAGACCAAGUGGCCUCCGACUAGUCAUGGUGCAUGAUAAAAAAAAGAAAAAAAAAGAGUUUGGCAACCUGAA